UGUGAUCUUGCACAUAUCAAGAAUAGUCAACAAAGAUUAAACGUUUUGGGGCGACACUACAGGAGGUGCAUGCAAGGGAGGCGGUUUAGAACGCCCCCUCUGGUCAGUAAGUCGGCAAAUUUUAUCUUUAGUCGUCAAAAUUUGGGAUCAGAAAGGGCUUUUACAUCUCACCGCCGAGAGUACGUGAGUUUAUAUAAAUCUAACAAGAUGGGCUGGUUUUUGUGUCUUAUACUGAUAUUACUCACUGUAGCCGAUUAAACAUUUUAAAUCCCCAUGGAAUGGCUGGUAGUCCAGAGUCUCUACGUUCAAAAAUAUGUAGCAUCAAUUUUUUUAGCAUAGUGUAACCGUACAGUUAAUGGCAUGUUAAAUAUCUGGUCUCUGGCUAAUGAACACACUGAAUUAGCUUCAGUUUCCCGCUAUUACUCUACCUGAAUUAUUUGCUGUAAUUAAAGUCUAUUAACCGUGGGUGCAUGCUUGUUGACGCGUUUGAAAAUUCAGAAGUAAUCAAUACCGAAAGGUUCCCUUGUAUAUGGGAGUAUACUUGUAGCACUGUCCUGUAACCGUGUUUAAUUGAAGACGCGGCAAUUAUCCGGCUGGUGUUCGCGUGUGUCGAUACCACUGCCUAUACUAGAAUCUAUAAUCUAGUAUAGGUCAGUGGUCGAGACUCGAGUGUAAAACAAAUAAUACGUGCGUGCACUCCUUAUUUGAAAUUUAAAUUUCAAGAACCUUCUCCAGCAGACAAUCUUGUGAAGCAUGCAGGGAAGAAAGCAGAAAACAGACCUGGUUUGUCGAAAUACCACCGUUAUUGCUUCUGAAUAUAAUUGUACACUACACGUUUUCAAUUAUACCAUCUGUAUACUGUACCGUAUAGCUUCGUUCUACAAUUGCGUCCCGAAUCAAAGCUCGUCGUAUAAGUUUACAAUGUUUAUUUAGUUAAACUUAUUCUAUGCUCAUUUACAAUACGCACUUGCUUAAACUAUUUGUCCUGCGAAUAAUUUCAUGAACAGUAUACUUGCAUGCAGAAUUCAGAAAGGAUGUUUGUGUUCUUUUUGUUAUCAUAUAACGCGAGCGCCGCAAAAAAUUUCCUAUACAAAUUUCUCAUCUUUUGUUAGCAUGCGCAGUUACAGUUCAGUUUUAGGCAAUUGUCAUCGGCCUUAAGAGCUAAACUCGCUUACCCUGUUGCGCCAUUUAAUUUAGGCGAGAUUUUUUAUGAAGUAUACAGGCUUGCUUUCAAUUUAUUGUAUAUGAUACCUGUUAAUUAGAAAAGAGCAAAAUUAUUCCUUUCGAGAUCCGACCUGUCAGUUAAUUCCUGGAUAGAUUCAUACCACAUAAGACAUCAGUGUCUUCCUUCAGCAGAUCAUAGAUUAUUAUACCAUAAACAUCCGCAUCUUCCUUCAGCAGUUCAAGUUCAUGGUAUUCUACAAAUACGCCUACAAGUACAAGCUAGGCUACAUACAAAACUACUGUUACUCGUCCGACUAUCUUCAUCGCGUCAUUUGGUUUGUAUAUACCAAGGUUAGUACUGCAAAACGAGUGUUACGAAUGCAUACUAUAUGUACACUAAUAUUACCACAUUAUAGGGUUUUUUUCAGAUAUUUGAAUGAUGAACGCUGUUUUGAAAAUUGUUUUUUUCUUUGGCAUUCUCGGCCUGUCAGCGUCUGCGAAAUCAUUUAAAGAUUGCUGCCAAUCUUUUUUGGAUGAACUGAAAAAGAAAUCAGAAGCUGCUGUGUUACUCUGUUCGUUGAACAAUCAAUCUUUUGUACCUUUACCAUUUGGAAAGUAUUGCAAUUGUAAAACGCUAAAAAAUGAGUUGAAGGAAAGAUGGGACGGCUUUAACAAACUUUGCCGACUAACCCGGCAAUGUCCAAAUGCGAAGUCCGUGAUAAUCACAAGACGCAGCACUGUUGACUACGCAAUAACCCGGGGAGCUCCCCAGAUGAAGGAAGUCACGAUGUGUUUCUGGGUAAAGACCAAGCAAGUGAAGGGAUAUGCACAUUACAUUUCAUACGCAGCCUCAUUCGCAACAAACCAGAUAUACGUGAUGUCACAGACAAAUCUAAGACUAAGCAUUUGGCACCAGGGCGCAGACCCCAGUAAAGUACAUUCUUUAAGCUCACACAAUAUCACGAUCAACGAUGGACUCUGGCACCACAUAUGUAUAACUUGGGAAGCAAAUGGUGGUCGAUAUUCAUUUUUCAAGGAUGGAAGUGAAGUUGGCAGUGGCACAAUCCCUGCCAGUGUUGGAAAGCCAAUUCCAGGCCAAGGUACAUGGGUGCUGGGUCAAGACCAAGACAUCGUUGGAGGUGGGUUUGAAGCUAAUCAAUCAGCAACUGGAGAAUUCACCGGAGUCAAUAUUUGGGAUAAAGUUUUGUCUUCUUUUGAGAUUUUGAAAAUGUCCAGAAAUUGCAAGGCCGGUGGACCUGCUGGUAAUGUAAAGAGCUGGGCUGAUUUUCUAUCUGGAAUCAAAGGAAACGCCACGAUUGGAAAAGCAACUUGCUGUCAGUGA
Dendronephthya gigantea is the source of this 2506-nucleotide messenger RNA. Its product is annotated as neuronal pentraxin-1-like. Bases 1601 to 2506 code for a protein of 301 amino acids. The transcript is spliced from 3 exons. Lineage: Eukaryota; Metazoa; Cnidaria; Anthozoa; Malacalcyonacea; Nephtheidae. The record is from RefSeq and is a predicted model, not a curated record.